Messenger RNA from Numida meleagris (helmeted guineafowl), 7256 nucleotides. RefSeq names its product potassium channel tetramerization domain containing 5 (gene KCTD5). Gene Ontology annotation, biological process: proteasome-mediated ubiquitin-dependent protein catabolic process; protein homooligomerization. The record is from RefSeq and is a predicted model, not a curated record. Gene Ontology annotation, molecular function: cullin family protein binding. The coding region runs from base 165 to 977 and encodes 270 amino acids. Gene Ontology annotation, cellular component: Cul3-RING ubiquitin ligase complex; cytoplasm. The transcript has 7 exons. Lineage: Eukaryota; Metazoa; Chordata; Aves; Galliformes; Numididae.
CGGGCGGGUGCGGAGCGCCGCGGGGAGGGCUCCGUGCCGGCGGGCGGGAGCGCGCGGGCCUCGGCUCGCGGCCGGGCGGGAAGCGGAGCGUUCCGAGGGGGACGCUUCCGGGGGGAGGCGCGCCCGCCGAGCCGUAGGUGGGGCGGACUCUUCCGGCGGUGAGGAUGGCGGCGGAGAACCACUGCGAUUUCCCGGUCGCCCCGAUCGGCGGCCUCGGCCUGGGAGGCCCGGGCGGGCCCUGCCGCCGGUGCAGCUCGGCGCCUCCCCCCGGCACCGUGCCCGGCAAGUGGGUGCGGCUGAACGUGGGGGGCACCUGCUUCCUGACCACCCGGCAGACGCUCUGCAGGGACCCCAAGUCCUUCCUCUUCCGUCUCUGCCAGGCCGACCCCGACCUGGACUCGGACAAGGAUGAAACAGGUGCCUAUUUAAUAGACAGAGACCCGACCUACUUUGGGCCAGUGCUGAACUAUCUCCGACAUGGGAAACUGGUUAUUAACAAGGAUCUAGCUGAGGAAGGUGUACUGGAAGAGGCUGAAUUCUACAAUAUCACAUCACUAAUAAAACUGGUAAAGGACAAAAUAAGAGAAAGAGACAGCAAAAUCUCACAGGUGCCAGUCAAACACGUGUACAGGGUGCUGCAGUGCCAGGAGGAGGAACUCACUCAAAUGGUCUCCACAAUGUCUGAUGGUUGGAAAUUCGAACAGCUUGUCAGUAUAGGUUCCCAGUAUGGCUGUGGCCGGGCCCAGCAGUCAGAGUAUCUGCUGAUAGUGUCACGGGAAGUGAAAGGGGAAGAGAGAUGCUUCCAGAAAUGCUGCAGUGAGCUGGUCAGUAUCGGCUCUUCCUAUAACUAUGGCAAUGAAGAUCAGGCUGAAUUUCUGUGUGUUGUCUCAAAGGAAUUGCAUAACACUCCCUAUGGCACAACCAGUGAACCCAGUGAAAAAGCAAAGAUUUUGCAAGAACGAGGAUCCAGGAUGUGAAGGCAGUAUUGAAGGGUGAAGUUUUUUCUUGUUUAUUCCAAGAUGCAGUGAAUUGUCACAUUGAAGAGGCUUGGCUGCAAAAGAAAAAAAAAUCUGAUUUAGACAAUUUUCUGUUGAUCUGGGUUCAACCAUUUUUGCCUAUAAGCUGGUGUCCACUGGCUUACAGCAUUGUAAGAUUACUUAAUGGGAAUAGAUGGUGUGGGAGUGUGUUUUAAGUUUUGGUUGUAGUGCAUGGUUGUACUCUCUUAUGGGCUAUCCAACACUGGCCAUCUGAAAAGAAAUAACCACGCACUCAUAUUUUCCUCUGAGACAUGUAGCACUUAAUGCUUGGUGCUGGAUGACCCAAUGUUGAUCAGUUAGCAGAGAUUUUCCUACUAAUAAUCGUAAACAUUUAAAAGACAAUGCAAUUGGUGCUACACACACACACACACACACACGUUACAGCCCACAAAUGCAAAUAAUUGGGCCUAUAUUGUUUCAGAAUCAGUGACAACAUCAGUGACAGCCCCAGCUGACUGUCUCACACUGCACAUUCCUUAUGGCACUGCAACAUAUUCUAUUAGGUAAGAACAGCCUAGGAGAUCAACUGAAACUAGCACGUAAAAAGUUACACAACAAAGGUUUUCUUUAAAGGAAGGUUUGUAUAUAUUGACUGGGUUUAUAGCGUAUGUUAAUACCCAAAGGGAAGACUUUACUCAGAGAAAAUGGCCUUCAUCUGAGUCAUUCUUGAUGUUCCUGCUGACGAAACAGUCUCCUCCUGUAAAAGUCACGCUCCAGUCUUAGAUGUUUGGAAGGGGAAUCGAAAUUCACUUAAGAUGAACAACAGAAAUUUUUGUUUCUUUUGAGAUGUUAGUAUUCAUAUCUGUGCUUGUACUUCUAAAAUUCCUGUAAGUAUUGAUAACAGUGGAUUAUGGGAGAGAUUUUUCAAGAGCUGGAGGUUAUACAGAACUAGGGCUGGCUGGUCCUAGAUCUCCGUCUGUGUGACUGGGAUUCAAAUCAACCUUGAGCAUGAACACAAGUUCAUGCAAUUGAAAAACUUCUUGAAAUAUUGAAAAAUCAGACAUUCAAGAUAACCAUAAUCAGUCUUUCUGUACUGUUGCAACUAUGCAGUUAAAGAACACUGUUUGAAAACAUCUGGUUCAGCUUGAUUAGUUUACGUCCUUGAUGAAGGCUAAUACACAAGACUGGAGCUUUUUAAUACACUAUGUUUUGAGAAAAAUCUUUCACGCGUCUUUAAAACACUUAAUGAUAUUGACAGUAUAAAAUUCAGCUUCACUGACGUAUGUAGCUGAAAGCAGUGGAAGGGAGUUUCAAAAAGUUAUAAAAUCAUUACGAAUUCUAAAGACAUUUGUUUUAAUUCUCAGUAACUUCAGGAUUUAUGCAUAUACUCUAGGUAAUCCUUUACACGAAAGCCUGAUUGUCAAGCACCUAAGGCCUACCCUUUUUUUUCUUAAAAAAAAAAAAAAAAACACACAAAAAAAAACAACAAAAAAAAAAGACUUACUAUACAUUGAUAAAAGUUUGGCAGAAUUUGUAAAACAAAAAAAACAAAAAACAUUUCUACUAAGCUGGUUAAACAAUGAGCUAAACGUUUUGUCCAUGCAUCUAAUGCUUGAAAGGGUUUGUAAUGCAUUUUGCCACUUGGACGUGGUCUGCACUGAAAGCUGCCGGCCCCUCCACAACAACACAUACAAUGUUUGUCUUUUUUAAAGAUGUUCAAACUGAAUUGAAUUUACUAAAAAUGUAAUUGUGUAGGGGAAAAUGUUUAUACUUUUAUACUUUUUUAGGCACCCAUAUUUUAUCAGCUUAAAUUUAGCACCCAAGGUUCCCCUAAAUAGUAACAGAUUAUCUUGUGUAUCUGAAAAUAAGCGUAACUAUUGUCUGUGUUAUCUACAUAUUAAAGCAUUUCCUCUGCUGCAGUAGUCACUGUGUUUUUAAACAGCAUGACUCCACCAUAUUCUCUGAGCUCCACAGCUCAUGGAAUUGCAGCCAACCAGGUUUUUCUUGAUGUGAUUUCCAGAGCAAUGCGGCAUUGGCAUAAGCGUAUUCUAAUGCCCAAAGUAUCUGUGGAAUAAUCCUUCUAAAUCUGCACUUCCAUUGUCUCUCUUAUUUAACCCUCAAAAGACAGAGUAUUUUAUUUCAUGAGGUGAGAUCUUCAAGAAUGGCAGCAGCAAAGCAUAAGUAACAAACUGAGCCAAUCGAACAAACUUAGAGUACGGAAAAGGUUUUUUUUUUCUAAGUAUGUUUUUUCACUGGAUUUUUUUUCAGUUUUAAAACAUGCUUUUAUGUUGAGAUUACCUGCUCUUCAGUUUACAUUGUAUCCCUGUUGUAGCAAAUUUGGGGAAAAUGGUGGUUAAUCAUUUUGCACUUUGUUUCCAAUACCUCACAGAGAUUUUAAGCAAAAAAAAAAAAAAAAAAGGCAGGUACCUUGUAAAUUAUUUUAUAUGUGCUAUUGCUUGAGAACACCUGAACUACCUACUUUCCUGUUCUUGCUGUUGUUGAUUUUUUUUGUGAACAUCUGAGGCUUUCAGAUAGAUGGAAGUGCAAUCAUACACCUUUUUCAAGGCAUUAAGAAUCAAUCCCUAAAGGUUUUUAUUUGACUCUUGUAAUUUGAAAUACAGUUAGCUACUGUAAUGGGUUUUUUUUUUUCAUUAGAGUCCAAUCUACAUCACGUUUUUCAAAAAUUACUUCAUACGUUAACAUCUUGCAGGAUGAGGUAACGUAUGGAUGUCGUUUCAACCGGCAUCCUUUGUUUAUUUUCUGUCCUCUGGGGAGUAUUUACCUUAAGCGAACUGUUCAUGACUAUGUAAAACUGAUGCUAAGGGGUUCUGUUUGAAAAGCUAUUCUGAAAAAAAGUGUGAGGUGAGCUCUGGGUUUUUACAGAUUCUCUCUCUCUCCUUACAUCAAAACAGUAUUCCAAAUUAGGAUUGAGGAUUUUGAGCAUGGAGAGAUUGAAGAAGGAGGAAAGUAGGAAGGGGGAGGCACUAAAACAUACAGUUAGUCAAGGUAACUGCUCAUGAAAAUGUAAGUUCUGUGGAAGGUUUAGCUUCCCACACUUUCACUGUAUGAAUAUUCAGGGCAGUAGUUUGGCAUGUUGCUCGUGGACAAGGAGGCCACUUCAGUAGAUCAUAGUGGAUUUUUAGAGGAAUUUCUCAGAGGCUUUCAUUGCAUGAUGGACUUCUUGUUUAAGAACCAAGAAGUCUAUACUUAACUAUAUUCAUUUCUUUAAGUUAGGAAACAGGCUGUUUUUUUAAUAUUGGAAAUGACUGAUUUUUAUGUCAAACACUUUUGCAUUUCUUCAGGCAGCAAUUGAAUCAGAGUUUAUCUGCAAUGAACAAGUCAUUCUGAGGCUGUGAAGUUGUGAAUGGAACUGUCCAAAAGUAUGAUCUGACUCAGGAGGUCCCACAGUAUGUGUGAAAUAGAUUUUUUAGGAAAAGGUUACCUGGAAUUUUCUCUUACUUACUAUGGGGUUUCUGAGGAUUAUGGAUAAUUGCAGUUUAUUAUCCCACAGAAACGUGUGUCACAGGCCUGGUCGCCUACUGAACUUUCAGUCCUCAGAAUCAUAUACUCGGAACAUUUGGAAAAUGUUGUUGGUUUUGUUUUUCAAAUUCAGUAGGCUUCUUGUAGCGUUAACAGUUCCUUUCAUCUUCCCGCCUGAGCAUGAGUAAAACAUAUUUUUGAAGAAAUUGAGCUCAAGAUAUCCAUCCAGCUUUUUCUCUUCAGACUUUAUUCAGGCAGUAGUUGUAUAGCUCCAUUUCUAGCAGUAUUUCUGUGCAGUUAUGACUGAUGAGAAACUGGAUUGUUUCCUGAAGAUACCAGAAUUUGAUUCAAUCUCUUCUUUUUCUGAGAGUGGGACUUUUUUUAGGAGAAAAAAAAAUAAAGUCUAACGGAUUAAACAAAAGAAAAUGCGCUUGCUCAGGGAGCAGGUCUGGUGCGUGGGAUGAUGAUAUUUUCAGAAAACUAAUUCUCAGAACAGAACACUGCAUUCCGUGAACAUCUGUUGAGGUUGCUGGAAGUUUCAGUCUCUUUUUGAGCAGGAACAAACUCAUAUCAUUUACAAAUUACUGUUCAUUAGUAUUAUAAAAAUGAACGUACAAUGCAGAAAUGUGUGAGUGAAUGCAGUUAUCUAGGAAAUGCAUUAUAAUGUGUAUUGCCCAGUCGUUCAGGUAUGCUGGAAUACAUUCCUUGAGAAGCACUGGGAGAAUUGCUAAGAACUGGGCUUUUCUUGAGGAUCAAGAUCAAGGGAAAAAAGAGAGUCUGGAGACGAAGCUUGGCAUUUUGUUCACUUAAAAUGCAGUAAAACCACAAAGUGUCAUUCUCCUGUUUUAAUCUCUCUCAGCAUCAACAAUCUCUGUUGAGUUUUUUGAAUUAACAUCUUCAAUCAGCCCUGAAAGUUGGGGUCCUUGAAAAAGAGAUGAGAUUUUGCUUUGACUUUAGCAGUACCUGUUAUCUCAGGACAGUAGGGUUAAAACUUACAGGGGUCGCUGGUGAAGUGUCUUUCCUAACACAGCCAUUUUGAGAUAUAUACAGGAAGCUGUCUGUUUGCUUCACUAUACUUUAGACUGCAGUUAUUUGCAGCUUUAAGGACAAUCUCAGGAUUUUACCUGGGUUUGUGAAUAGGAUUAUUGAUUCUUAAAAUAGGAUAAAUAUUCAGUUAAAAAAAAAUGCAGAAAGCUGCCUGGACUCGAUGUAAUAUAAUUUUCCUUUCUUUUGGCUCACAACAAUCAGGAGCUGUCUUUAAAGGCUUCUUACAGGACUGAGGCUUUAAAGGGCUAAAUAGGUCUUAUUUUAUUGUUCAGUUUGUGUAAAUGAAGGAGCUCUUUUCAUUUUCACUGCAGAAAUCCUAAGGGCUAAAAUACUGUCCAGGGCUAAUUUGAGGUUCUAGAAACAUAAAUAACUUCUAAAAAGCAGCUAGUCUGUUUUUCUAACUCAGAUUCUAAAAUCAUUUUUAGAAAUUGCAGAUAUAACCAAUUGCAGAUAUAGUUGCUUUCAUAUCCUGUUUGGAAUUUCAGUAUCCAGCUUGGUAAGGAGUACAGUAGAGAUGACAGCACAUUUGCCCACCACUUUAUUAUUGCCCAUGUUGAAAUUUAACAGCUGUUGUGAACAGAAGUGCCAACAGGGAGACUUUGAGGAAGAUUCUGUGCCAGGAAAUUGAUGCUGAAUAUUUCAUUGCAACUUAGCUGUCCUUCACUGUUGCAAGAUCUACCAAGGUAUGAACUUCUGGAAAGUUCAGUAAAUAAAUACUGCCGCAGACAGAGCCUUCUGGGUUCUUUCCAGGGUUCUCUUCAGGAUGUUAUGUGUUAAUAACUUACUAUAAUGAGAACAAUUUAUUGAGAGUUAUUUUGAUCCUUUGGAGGCAGCUGGGGCAGGAGAAGGUUCUGCAAGUUCUCCUUGCUUUGGAAUGCUGAGCCUAGGGUUUGACCCAACCUUGCACCUGUUGAGACUUCCAGGCCUGAUCAUAUGACAUGUAAGAGUUGAUGUAUCUAUGUACGUGAUUCUUGCUCCUUUUCAAGAUUUUACAAAAGCUCAUGCACAACGUUACUCAAAUUUUUUAAGUUGGCCCACGCAUUCUUGCUAGGAUAAAGCAAGUGCCAAGACACUGUCAAAAAAAAAAAAAUGUUGCCAACCUGUCUACUUGGAACUGAAUCAAGAUCACCAAACUGAACAAGUACCAAAUGGCAACUAUCUCAGCCUGCUUCUGUCCUGAGCCUCAUCUGAGCCUAGCUGUGAAAAAAUCUCUGAAUCUAUUUCCUACAGUCUAUCUAGGCCCACAUACCCAAUUCAGCAGGUUGGUUUUGUUUGUUUUAAAGCACCUGUCUCACAAUUAGUUGUGCAUCAGCUGUUUGUGUUAAUAUCCAAGUGGCCAUACUUGCAACAUGUUAUUUCCUGGAUAGUGGAUUAGCAAUAAUAUAUACUUUACUUUAUUUAUAUACUAUAUACUAUAGUAUAUAAAUAAGUACAUACUAUACUUUAUUUUGUGCCAAUUCGUUAUCUUUGAAGUGUUCUUACUGCAGCAAAGUUUGAGUUUUGAUUUGGUUUUAAUGCCUUUGCAUUAGCCAGAACUCUUAGCACAGACAUGGACAAAAAAUUGAAUCCAGGGAGUUUCCCUGGAUAAAAAAUCUGCUAGGGCUUCCCAAGACAUUUGAAGCUGGUAUAGUUAGCCAUCAUUUUUAAAACAAAGAUAUGAUGAAAAAUGUGUGUGGGUAUUUUUUUAACCUCCUUUUCAUAACACUAGCAUAUUGUAAACUGCAUGAAAUAAAUCUGUUUUUCCCUUUUAAA